This is a messenger RNA of Trichobilharzia szidati, 3744 nucleotides long. The record is from the annotation of a GenBank genome assembly. Lineage: Eukaryota; Metazoa; Platyhelminthes; Trematoda; Strigeidida; Schistosomatidae.
AUGAUAUCCGAGUCUUAUGUUUCUAACAUAAAGUUGGAAUACCAAAAGCUGAGAACUAGGGUUGAGAAACUAGAGAAAGAAAAUGGAAUACUUGCUGCAGAGCUUGGUAAUCGGGAAUCAAAUUUCUGUGGUAACAUUUUAACGUUUGUUGAAAGUUUGUGUUUGAAUACGAAAUACAGUGAUGUAUUGUUUAAGACGCCAGAUGUACUUGUACCGGGACAUAAAUUUGUAUUAGAUGCCAGGGGCGGGGUUUGGAAUGCCUACACAGAAAAUGGUGUUGAAUAUAUCGAUAUAAGAGCGUACCGUCAGAAUGUUUGUGAAGCGUUGAUUUCAUGGGCCUAUAAAGGCGUUUUGGAAAAGUGUGAGGCUCAUUGUUUGUCUAGUCUUAUGUUACUUGCAAGAGAAUAUUGUUUGCCCUGCUUAUUGUCACAGUGUGAAAUCGCCUUAAUUCCUCUAGUUACCAGGGAAAAUUGCUUGUCCUUGUAUUCGUCUUCAUAUAGUGUGAGAGCCACUCGGCUUAUGGAUCACUGUUUUAUGUUUAUAUCUGGUAUUUGGCAUGAUUUUUCAGCAGAAGAAAUUUCUACAAUACCUGCACCCGUGCUGCAAUCUUUCCUCGAAAAAUACUCCAAAUUUCCUGUACAUUCAGCUAUUGAACUUGGAAGGAACGAUACUGUUAUGUCUCUGCUUGAAGUUAAUCCUGCUAAGGCAAAGUUACUGGCAAAUCAGUUGAAUGACGAUGGGUUAUCUCCACUUUUCAUGGCUCUGAAGGCUUCACAUUUUGAACUUGCUGAAAAACUUAUUGAUCUGGGCGCUGAUCCAAACGCUCUUAUUGGUCCUAUGAACCAACGACAACCUAUUACUCAGUUUGCAUUCGUUAACAAACAGUAUGACGCUGUACAGUUUUUGUUACGCCAUGGUUCAUACUGUGACUUCAGUGAUCCAACAUCCCAUCGUACACUGCUUCAUAACCUAGCAGUACUUGGUGCCAGUGAGUUGACUGACUCUGUUAUUGAUAUUGCAAAAACAUUACUUCUACAAGGCGCAAACACUUCUUGUCAGGACACAGAAGGAAAUUCACCACUGCAUUUAUCCAUUUUACACAAUAACUCAGAUAUAUUUGAACUGCUUCUUAAUUAUGUGAAGAAAUCUGAUUUCGAUUUACCAAAUAAUCAAGGACUGUGUGUAUUGUGGUUAGCACUUGUCAGACAAUUUCAACCGUGUGGUUCAUUGAAUCCAAUCGCUUAUGGAUUCUGUGGUGAUACCUUAAAAAAUAAUUCAUAUAAUUUUGCUAGUCGAUUAAUUGAAAAAGCUGCUAAUGUGAAUUACAGGUUCACUGACCUGCCUAUUUCCUGUUUGAAUGAUGAGUCAAUAAAGACGCCGCUUCCAGGAGAUACUUUACUCAUGGCUACUGCACGAGUUGGUUGGGAAUCAGCUGCUUUAUUUCUCCUGAGUCAACCAGAAUGUGAUCCAACUUUAGAAUCGCUGUUUACUCAAGGAGAAACAGUUUUUCAUAUUGCAGUUGAAUCUGAACUUUGCAAUCUCUGUAAACAGUUGGUUGUUCGAAAGGACAUUAAUCCUAAUCAACUACGUUUCUCGAAAGUUAUUAAUAUAGUAGAACAAAAUUCUGAGAUUUUAAAUGAGACCACUUGUUUACAGCAAAUAGAUGAACGAAAAGUUUCUAAAUCAUUAAAUCCCUUUGAUGAUGACUACGAUGAUUACAGUGCUGACGGUAAUUCGUCACAUGUACCACCGAGUGACUCUUAUCAAAUUUCUGUUACGACAUCACCAUCAUCAUCAAAUGGUAUGAAUGACAAUGCUAAGUCUACUGAACAACAACAACAUCAGUUAUACUGUAGCCCUUUACACUUGGCAGUGGAACAUAAAAUGUUUGAAUUGAUUGAAUAUUACCUUCAAGAAAAAGGCAACGUCGACUGGUUAUUGCUAAAUGAAUCAGGAGAAUCAGUUUUCAGUUUACUCUUAUGGUCAGAACAAUUUCACUUGGUUCAUUCGGUUUUGCAACUUAUGCACGAUCAAUCAACAACAACAAAUGUCUCAAUUAAUUCAAAUAUUGGAUUUAAUAAAUCAAAUGAAUCUAUUAAUUGGUUUCGUAAUCUUAUAUUCUCAAAUCAAAGGAAGCAUUCUCUACUGAUUGAAGCUGUUGAACGUGGUCAAUUAGAAGUGGUGAGGUUUCUAAUCAAAUAUGGCGCUGAUAUUGAUGAAAAGUCAUUCAACGGUGAUAACUUUCGGGAAUUUGUAAACCCUUUAUGGAUUGCUUUGAAACUACGGAAAUUUGAAAUAGCUGAGUAUUUAGUGGACUGUGGAGUGGAUAUUAAUUCAUGGGCAGUGAUUGAAAAGAACAUCAACGUCACCUUACUACAUCGAGCUAUUUGUGAAAAGAAUGAAGAGGCUGCUAUAUUUCUUGUAAAACAGGAUUGUGAUGUCAAUGUAUGCCCACAAGCUUUUGAUGCUAAAUUAACCUGUGAAGUUAACAAUAAACUAGACGAUUAUCUUAUGCCGUAUUUAUGCCGAUCUCCACUGCAUAUGGCUAUUCUAGUCGGUAUGUAUGAACUAGUCAAAGUGCUGAUUAAUUGUCAUCGUGCAGAUGUUAACCAACAGGAUUUUAAUGGAGAAACUCCCUUACACUUAGCUGUCAAAUCAAAAGAGGAAAAACUUGUCAAAUUAUUGAUUAAUGCACCUCAAAUCGACUGUAGCAUACGUGAUGCUCAUGGUCAUACUGUAUUUCAUGUUGCUGUUGAAUUACGCCAACGUAUAAUUGCAGAAAUGUUAAUUAAGAAAGAUCCUUCAUUGGCUCUUCAAGUUGAUACUGCGGGACGUAAUUUUCUUCAUAUUGCUAUAGAAAAUAUGGAUCGUGAAGCAAUUUUCUUACUUAUUCAAAUUGGUGUUGAUAUGAAUGCUUGUGUACGGGAUGUAUAUCGGUUAACACCCUUCCAUUUAGCUAUAAAAACUGGUGUCGAAGAAGAUAUUCUACUCAGUUUGCUUCUUGCCGGUGCAUCAAUUAAUUCACAGACACCACAAAAACAGUAUGGCCUGCACUUAGCUGUGAUUUACGAUCGACCUAAAUUAGUACACUGUUUACUAGAGAAUGGAGCUGAUGCAAAUGCUCAAGAUUCAGAGUUGAAUACACCACUGCACUUAGCAGUUCGACAUGGAAGAGUGGAGUGUCUUGUUAAACUUCUUAGUCAUUCAGCAACAAAUUGUUGCAGUGUAAAUAUCAGAGGUCAAUUACCAAUUCACCUGUUGGCUAAUCAUCAUGGUUCAAUUGGUGUUGAAAUGCUUCAAAACUUAUUAGAACUAUCAGUAACCAAUCAGAUUAAUGCUCAAGAUGCAGCCGGCAAUACUCCAUUACUUUUAGCCUAUCAAGCUGAAAAUAUACCCCUGUGCAUAGCUUUACUUCAUGCUGGUGCUUCUUUGGGAAUCAUGAAUUCUGACGGGGAUAGUGUAUUUAGUUUAAAUAAAAAGAAGUGUAAAAAAUCAUCACCUGGACGUGUUCUUUCACAGUUACUAGAUUCACUUAUCCAAGAACCUCGGUGGGAAGAUGGCUCUGUGUGUGUUGAAUGUUGCGUUAAAUUUGGAAUUACUAAUAGAAAGCAUCAUUGUCGUCAUUGUGGACGUUUAUUAUGCUCACAAUGUUCAGCUUAUGAAAUCCCAAUUGUUAAAUAUGAACUAUCCAAGCCAGUUCGUGUCUGUGAAGUUUGCUUCAAUUUUCUUAAUAAUCCAUUCUAG